AUCAACGGUUUUCUGGGGUCCUUAUUCAUUGUGGGACACAACAAUUAGCUGUGGCUAACUAUCUCGCCAGUUAUAAUUUUAUUGGCACUGUGUGCAACAGCAUGCAAAUUUCGUCGAAAGUUUUGGUUAAAAGAAUAUGAGCAAAGAUUCCAAGAUGAGAGCAACAAUCAAUCAGAAGUUAACUGAGAUGGGUGAACGAGAGCGAUUGAAGGAGUUGCUCAGAUCUAAACUCACUGAAUGUGGAUGGAGGGAUCAGCUGAAAGCUCAUUGCAAAGAUGUCAUCAAAGAAAAGGGCUUGGAGCAUGUGACUGUCGAGGACCUUGUGGUGGAAAUCACCCCUAAAGGAAGAGUUCUGGUGCCUGACAGCGUGAAGAAGGAGCUGCUGCAGAGGAUAAGAGCCUUCCUGGCUCAGCAUGCCACAUAAUUGAACCAGCGUGAUCUUUUUUUAAACCCUUUUGCUAUCAGAUUUGUUAUAGAGCGCUUGUUUUCUUUUUGCCAUCAUGCUGUUAUUAUUAGUUAUGUGACGCAAUCUUCCAUCAUGAUUUAGACUUAUUCAAUUGCUUUGUUCAAUGUCCGAUUUUUAAGUUCUUUACACGAUGCUGUUCAUUACAUGAUGCAACGAUUCAACUUGUCAAUAACUAUACAUUGAAUUAGAAUACAUAACAUGCUAUGCUGUUUUUACAACACUGACUUUUGUUCUGUGGAUUGUCUUCUUAUUUUUAGUUGGUUUGUCAUUAGAGAAAUGCUUUUGAGAGGGGUUGGUAAUAAAGCUGGUUCUGGGUUUUGUAAGAAG
Molecule: messenger RNA, 793 nt
Organism: Salvelinus namaycush (lake trout)
Lineage: Eukaryota; Metazoa; Chordata; Actinopteri; Salmoniformes; Salmonidae
Product: transcription and mRNA export factor ENY2-2-like
Exons: 5
Coding region: 137-424 (95 amino acids)
Biological process (GO): positive regulation of DNA-templated transcription; regulation of transcription by RNA polymerase II; poly(A)+ mRNA export from nucleus
Cellular component (GO): SAGA complex; nuclear pore; DUBm complex
Molecular function (GO): chromatin binding; transcription coactivator activity
Source: RefSeq, a predicted model, not a curated record